Sinocyclocheilus rhinocerous is the source of this 1555-nucleotide messenger RNA. RefSeq names its product proline-serine-threonine phosphatase-interacting protein 1-like. Bases 96 to 1334 code for a protein of 412 amino acids. Gene Ontology annotation, biological process: actin filament polymerization. Gene Ontology annotation, molecular function: actin filament binding. The record is from RefSeq and is a predicted model, not a curated record. Lineage: Eukaryota; Metazoa; Chordata; Actinopteri; Cypriniformes; Cyprinidae. Gene Ontology annotation, cellular component: cytoplasm; plasma membrane; actin filament. The transcript has 15 exons.
UUAACCGUGACGGCAACUUUAAUGUAGUCUGUCUUAGCUGUGGUUGUGGGUUUUAAAGAGACACUUCUGAACAAUAACUUUACGUAGUAAAGAAGAUGGCUUUACUGUUCUGCGAUGCCUUUUGGGGUACUGACUUUUCUGACCAGUCGGGUUAUGAAGCGAUAUUGCAGAGGUUACAGGAUGGCAGACACGUGUGCAAAGAUGUAGAAGAACUGUUGAAAAUGAGAGCACUAGCGGAGGAGAAGUACGGCCGAGAUCUGGUGGCAAUUGCCCGGAAGGCAGAAGGUCAAACCGAGAUUGGAACAUUAAAGGCAUCGUUUGACAAAUUCAAAGCAGAAAUUGAGAACACAGGAAACCUGCACAUCCAACUAUCUGAAAGGAUAAAGGAGGGAGUUCAGAAAAUACAGGCAUUUCGAGAGCACCAGAGGGAACAGAGGAAAAAGCUUGAAGAGAUUAUUGAAAAACUUCAGAAGCCUAAAAUGCUGUUGCACAAGAAGACCAUGGAGUCUAAAAGGUUAUAUGAGCAGAGGUGUAAAGAGGCAGAAGAGGCUGAGCAAGCAGUGGGGAAGAAGACAAAUGUGGCCACCUCCACCCACCGGCAAUCAGAAAAGGUGAUGAACAGGGCGCGGUUAUGCAGGCAGGCAGCCAACCUGGCAGAAAAGCAAUACAAAUGGAAUGUUGAUCAACUAAAAGAAAUGUGCCAGGACUGGGAGAGCACAUACAGGAGUGCAUGUGAGGUGUUCCAGCAGCAGGAGUCUGAGCGCAUUAAUAUCUUACGCUGUGUGUUAUGGGAUCAUUGCAAUCUGCUGUCCAUGCAGUGUGUCCAGGAUGAUGACUGCUAUGAGGAAGUAAGAAAGAUUUUAGAGCAGUGUGACAUCAUCUCUGACAACAACUGCUUCAUUAAAAUGAAAAAGACGGCCUGUCGUCCUCCUGCUCCCAUUGAGUUUCAGAGUUACUCUGACUUGGACGCUAAUGGAGGAGUCAGGAGGGUUGAACCGAAGAGAUUAUCUGUCAUGCUUCCAGGGAUGUCUUUCAGUGGGUAUCCUGAAGCAGGCAGUAAUUCAGCUGGAUCAUACACAUCUGCUCAACAAACAGGAGGAGGACCUGAGAAGUACAUGGUGUUAUAUGAUUUUAAAGCUCAGGAAGAUGAUGAGCUGUCUAUCAGUAAAGGACAAGUUGUCACAAUCACUGAGAAAGGCGAGGAUGGGUGGUGGAGAGCGUGGAGGGAUGGAAUAUCCGGGCUAGUCCCUGGAACGUACCUGACCAAAAUCUCAGCGCAGAGUCACAGUACAAGUCUUGCUGCUGCUCAUCCUGAUCAUAAUCCCAUCAAAUAGAGUUUAGUAGUCAUUACACUAAACCUGUGGAUUAGUUCAGCAUGCAGAUUGAUGUAGAAUGAUUACAUCAGUGUAGCAAACUAUCAGUACAUCAUACUAUGAAGACAUUAGCUUUCUUGACAGGCAUCUUUAGGAUUUUUAAUGAUCUUUAAGUGAAUAUAAGUUAUUCUAAAGUUGUUUGUGUAAUGGUACUGAUCUCGAUACAGUUUAAUACAGUUUUU